Oikopleura dioica is the source of this 867-nucleotide messenger RNA. NCBI's taxonomy places the organism in Eukaryota, Metazoa, Chordata, Appendicularia, Copelata, Oikopleuridae. The record is from the annotation of a GenBank genome assembly.
AUGGACUGCGCCAAUUUGAACAACCCGAGCAUUUUAGACAAGACCAUCAUUCCUGGAGACACUCAAACUCUGAAGCUGGCGAAUAACAGAAUGACCGAUGAAAAGCAGCUGAAGGAGACGCUGGUCACGUUGACUUCACUCCGCGAGUUGCAGCUGCAUGGCAAUGAGCUCGCGAAAUUGAACGAAGCCACGUUCGCCAAAAAUUGUAACCUCGAAGUCAUCUCCUUAGGUCAUGGAAAUAAUGGAGUAAAACUUCCGGAAACCGUCUUCGUCGGAGCAACAAAUGUAAAAAUACUUGAUCUGGGCGCUGCUUUUACGAACAUCAAUCCGGAAUUGCUGGCUCCACUUACCAACCUUGAAUAUCUCUUCUUGCAGUUUAAUAAUGUGGGCCGACUCAGCAGCAGUCACUUCAACAACAACCAGAAGUUGGAAUACGUGGAUGCUUCGAGUGCUCAAAUCACAAGCAUUUCUGACAACGCGUUUACACGCAGCACAGCGUUGAAGCAGAUUCUAUUGCGACGAAACUCGAUCAAGUCUCUGGAGCCGGAAACGUUUCAGUCCUUAGAAGAACUCUCCUGGCUGGAUCUCGGGAGGAAUGAAUUGCAGAUUAUCCUGCCCGGGACGUUCUCAGCGAAUGCAGAGUUGAAAAUUCUCGAUUUGGACCAAAACUUUAUCGAUACAAUUUGCCCAAGUGCCUUUUCUGAUGGAAGAGAAAGCUUGGAAGCUGUCAAUUUAUCUUUCAACCGACUUCCAGAAGCAUUGAAUAAGAACUUUUGCCUUGACGGAUGCGAAGGAAGUAUUGAAGACUUUUGGAACAUUUUGGAGUCGACAUUUGGAAACUCAACAGACUGUUCUAUUUCUGAAUAA